GGGCGGGGAAGGCGGCGGUGGUGGCGGACAGAGCGGGGCUUAUUAUUAGAUCGCGGGAGAGGGGCAGUGGCGUUCCUCUUGGGCUUGGGCUUCUAGUUGGGCAUCUAGACGAGCGGUGCACUCUAGAGCGGAACCUCGGGGAAGCUGGGCCCCGUGAGACCGUCCGUUCUCUCGAGGUAGCUCGAGCACUCGAGUCGAGGCAAGCCGACACGCGCGUCGCGGAUUCGCCGUCGUAACGGGUGCCGCGGGAGCAGUUGCCGUCGGCGCAGCGGCAUCGGCGCCCCGAGGAUGGAAGAAGAGACUGAAACGAGCGUGUCCCUCAUGAACCGCGUUUACUACGCGGCGAGGGACGGCAUGGCCAUCACCCUCUACGCAAUGCUCAACAAUAAGGAACCGGAGUACAGCAGUCGGCUCAUUAGCCAGAAAGUACUACAAGAAGAUGGUCAGUGCUGUUCAUCUUUUAUAGUAGCUGCAAGAUUUGGACAUAACAAAGUCGUCAAAAUGCUUUUGGAUAAAUUUAAAUUAGACAUAGAACAAGAAGGAAGGGUAAAAUUUGAUGGUUAUAUUAUCGAAGGUGCCAGUGCUCUUUGGUGCGCCGCUGGUGUCGGACACUUAAGUGUGGUAAAAACACUGGUGAAGGCAGGUGCAAAUGUGAAUCAUCCCACCAAAACAAAUUCAACACCUGUAAGAGCUGCUUGUUUCGAUGGAAGACUGGAUAUUGUUAAAUAUUUAACAAAUCAUUCUGCGAAUAUUCAUAUUGCAAAUAAGCACAAUAAUACUUGUCUAAUGAUCGCUGCUUACAAAGGUCAUCUCGAUAUUGUAAGCUUUCUGUUAGAAAAUGGAGCAGAUACUAACGAAAAGGCUCAAUAUGGCGAAACAGCUUUGCACUUUGCCGCUGAAUGUGGACACUGUAAUAUAGUAAGAAAAUUACUUGAAUAUGGUUCAAAAAUGUCAAAAAAUAUCAAAAACAUGUCGCCUUUAAUUUCGGCCGCAGAAAGAGCAAGAGCCGAUGUCGUAGAAUGUCUCAUUGAGCAUGAAGACUUAAUUAAGGAAGAUGUAAUCGAAGCAUACGAGCUCCUCGGUGCUUCGUUCGCAAAUGACAAGGAUCAUUACUGCAUUGAAAAAGCAUAUACUUAUUUACACAAAGCCAUGACAUUGAGAUUUAGUGAUCCAAAUAACAUAAUAUAUAAAGUUCCGAAUGAGCCAAUCCCAGCGUAUGAAAACUGGCGAGAAACAGAAAGUAUCGAAAGGCUAGAGAGCAUAAGAAAUAAUCAGAAUGCGAUUCAUAUGGAAUCCCUCACAAUACGGGAAAGAAUAUUAGGAAGGCAUAAUUCAGAAUUGCCACAGCCUGUAAUUUAUAGAGGAGCAGUAUUCGCAGAUAACGCAAGAUUUGACAGGUGCACAGAUUUAUGGCUACACGCUUUACAUUUACGGCAAAUGAAUAAUAUGUCAAUUUCAAAGGAUCUGCUACGAUUUUCUCAAGUAUUCUCACAAAUGAUCCACGUUGGAGUAGAGCUGAAAUUCCUACAAGUAUUAAAUGUUCUAGAGGCAAGCGUUAUUGAAUUAGAAAAAAAUCAAAGUAAAUUAAUCGAAUCUGAUUUAAAAGAGGAUGGCGAUCAAUCCAUUUCCGAAGAAGUCGAGUCCAAUAUUACAACGACGCUUUAUAUAUUAACAAUAUUAACAAAAUUAAUGACAUUGAAUGAGAAAGGUUAUGACGAAAUAGACAUUAAGAAAGCACAUUAUUUAGUUCACAAGUUGUGUGCUCUGAAAAUGGCCUUGAAAGAUGGUCAAACCCUAUUACAUUUAGCGGUAAAUGCAGAUACACCUGUUGAUGAUUUUCAUACGAAUGACGUUUGCAAAUUUCCAUGCGCAACAACGGCUAAACUGCUAAUACAAUGUGGAGCAGAUGUUAAUGCAAUGGACAACGAAAGAAACACGCCUUUGCAUAUUAUUGUUCAAUAUGAAAAACCAAUAAGUGAUUUUAUGACCUUACAUUCGAUAAUUUUAGAUCUUGUUGGGGCUGACGCUCACAUGGAUACUGUAAAUAGUCAGGGAAAAACUCCGUUCGACGCAGCUACAACAGGUGUAGCAGAAAUUAUUCUUCGAACGCAAACUAAAUUGUCUUUAAAAUGUAUGGCAGCGAAAGCUGUAAAGGCUUAUAAUCUUUUGUAUUGUGGUAACGUUCCUCGUUGCUUGGAAAGUUUUAUCGAGCUACAUGGACCUGGAUUAAAUCAAGGGUGAUAUAUUAUUUUCCUUUGUUAUUUGAAAAGGAAAUUUUUGUAAAUGUUCCUUAUUAAGCAAAUUGUACUGAUCCCAAAGAAUAUUGUAGAUAAAUCUUUUGUAAAUGAAUAAAUUAAAAAUGUAUUUAUAUUACUAUGUUAA
This is a messenger RNA of Ceratosolen solmsi marchali, 2382 nucleotides long. Its product is annotated as protein fem-1 homolog B. The record is from RefSeq and is a predicted model, not a curated record. Bases 289 to 2241 code for a protein of 650 amino acids. NCBI's taxonomy places the organism in Eukaryota, Metazoa, Arthropoda, Insecta, Hymenoptera, Agaonidae. Gene Ontology annotation, molecular function: protein binding. The transcript has 10 exons.